UUAUAGCAAAUAACAUGGAACAUAGUUUUCAAUUUUCAAUUUUCCCGCGUUCUAUCGUUAUCGUUUUCGUAAGAACAAGUCGAACGUCAAGGUGCGUCUCAUAAUAAUGAAUUAUUCAAAGUAAAUACGAGUUGCAAGCAUCUUUUGAAAUAGCGUAAAGUUUCAUAGUCAAGGCCAAAUAUUUGAAUUCGUUUCAUUUAAAUAACGAAAUGUCGUUAACCAAAUGUCAAAACAGAUUGAUAAACUUGACAAAUUCUUAGCAAUAUGUCCGAUUAUUUUAUCGUGUUUUACAAUAAAUCUAAAAAUAUAUCGUAUACCAAGGAAACCGUCAUUCAAAAAAAUAAAAACGGCAAUGAAUACUCUCGAUUAGAUACGUUGCAUUAUCGUGAAACACAUAUACGUAUAUAUAGAUAUGUAUAAAUCGAGCACGCGCGAAUAUACGUGAACAUACAUACGUAAAAGACGUUGAAAGUAAAUGCGUGAGCGUGUACAAUUAUUUACGGAAGUAGAAGAAGAAGAAGAAUCUCGACGCCAUUCACCUGAUUCCGUUAAAGAUAUCGCUCUCGCACCUUUCUCCAACUUCUUUUUUCUGGAAACUUCGUGAUAUAAAUUCACGCGCUAGUCUACGCACUCUCAUUAGUAUCACGUUAGAAGAAAUACCUAGAUGAAUCAAUAAAGAAAGCUGGCUGGAUAUUUCACAAAUGGAAAGUAUUAUAUAAGCUUCCUUUCGUAUUAAAAGAACUACUUUCUAUAAAAAAAAGAAUACUUUCCAAGUAUUUAUAUCUUGUGUGAUCGCUCGUAACGGAAAGAUUCAAGAACAAUGGAUAUAAAUUUUAUACGUUAUUUAUUUAUAUUUUUCUCUUGUACAAUACUCGUUUUUGGAUUUCUUAUUCUCUAUGCUGAAGCUUAUUUACCUGUUUUAAUUACACGUACGUUUAAUUAUGGUAAAUAUGCAAUUAAAAUUCAUCAACCUAUAAUUGCAAAAAUUGAACUGCCAAAAAAAUGGUUUAGACAUUUCUAUGUCUUUGCAGCACCAAUGUUUACUUGUUCUUUUAUCCUAUUUUUCUAUAAAUAUUUUAUGAAUGGAACAAUUCCAGAAAUUAUAUAUUGGUUAUUAGAUACAUCACUUGGCACGUCUAGAAAAGCAUUAAUAUCACCAGAAUGUGGAUUUUUAACUAUAAUACUUCUUACUAUUCAUUGUUGGAAAAGAUUCUAUGAAACGCAUUAUGUUAAUGUUUUCUCUGAUAAAAAAAUUAAUAUUUUUCAUUAUAUAGUUGGAUAUUUACAUUAUAUAGGAACAAUAUUAAGUAUUAUGGGUGAAUCAUAUGGUUUCAUUCGAGAUUCCAAAGAAUUACUUUAUUGGCAUAAAUUAACGUUCCUGCAAAUAGUUUGUGCUAAUAUAUUUUUAUUAUCCUCGUUAGUACAAUUACAAAGUAACUUUAUCUUAGCUAAUUUAAGAAAAUCUGAAAAUAAUAAAGUUGUCUUUGAUGGCUAUAAAGUACCGCAUGGUGGCUUAUUUGAAUAUUUGUCUACACCAUUGCAAUUUACAGAAAUUUUAAUUUAUUUAAUGUUAUCUAUUAUUCUUUGGCAAAGUAAUACAUUUCAUUACAUUACAUUUUGGGUUGUAAUAAACCAAGUACAAUGUGCUAUGAUGACUCAUUUAUGGUAUAAAAAAACUUUUCAAAACUACCCAAAAAAACGUAACAUUUUAAUCCCGUAUUUAUUCUAAAAGUAAUUA
Molecule: messenger RNA, 1738 nt
Organism: Vespula pensylvanica (western yellowjacket)
Lineage: Eukaryota; Metazoa; Arthropoda; Insecta; Hymenoptera; Vespidae
Product: polyprenol reductase
Exons: 6
Coding region: 821-1729 (302 amino acids)
Biological process (GO): dolichol-linked oligosaccharide biosynthetic process; polyprenol catabolic process
Cellular component (GO): endoplasmic reticulum
Molecular function (GO): 3-oxo-5-alpha-steroid 4-dehydrogenase activity
Source: RefSeq, a predicted model, not a curated record